This is a messenger RNA of Cariama cristata (Red-legged seriema), 1116 nucleotides long. Its product is annotated as carboxypeptidase Z-like. Gene Ontology annotation, molecular function: metallocarboxypeptidase activity; zinc ion binding. The record is from RefSeq and is a predicted model, not a curated record. The transcript is spliced from 7 exons. The coding region runs from base 1 to 1116 and encodes 371 amino acids. Gene Ontology annotation, biological process: proteolysis. Lineage: Eukaryota; Metazoa; Chordata; Aves; Cariamiformes; Cariamidae.
AUGGGGCAGGCAGUGCAGCUCGCAGCCCCUUACAAGCUAUCUGGGGUCUUCUGCUCUUCAGAAGAGGUGGGCUCAAAGGAUGAACAAAGCACUUUCAGGGUUCAGAUCGUGCCCUUCCUCGAAACUCUGUGUCUAAACUUCUCAAUUAUGCAGAAGAUCUCGGGCCAAAUCCCUUUGGAGUUGCAUGACUACUCACACCUUUUUUUUUUGUCUCCUGGGUUUCAGGUGGCCCCUGAGACGAAAGCAGUCAUGAAGUGGUUGAGGUCUAUCCCAUUCGUGCUCUCUGCUAGCCUCCAUGGGGGUGAGCUGGUUGUGACCUAUCCUUAUGACUAUUCAAGGCAUCCUAUGGAAGAAAAAAUGUUCUCCCCUACACCUGAUGAGAAGAUGUUUAAAAUGCUGGCUAAAGCCUACGCAGAUGCACAUCCAGUCAUCUCGGACCGAUCUGAACUUCGUUGCGGUGGAAAUUUUGUAAAACGCGGAGGUAUUAUAAAUGGUGCUGAGUGGUACAGCUUCACUGGAGGUAUGGCAGAUUUUAAUUACCUUCACACAAAUUGUUUUGAAGUUACCGUGGAGGUAGGAUGUGAAAAAUUUCCUUUGGAGGAAGAACUGUUUACAAUCUGGCAUGAAAACAGAGAUGCCCUUCUGAAUUACAUGGAAAUGGUUCAUCGGGGGAUAAAAGGAAUUGUGUCUGAUAAGUUUGGCAACCCAAUAAAAAAUGCUCGUAUUUCAGUCAGGGGCAUCCAACAUGAUGUCACCACAGCUGCUGAUGGAGACUACUGGCGACUCCUGCCUCCGGGGACAUACAUAAUCAGCGCCCAAGCAGCAGGAUACAGCCGGGUGAUGAAGAGGGUCACCCUUCCUGCCAAGAUGAAACGGGCUGGGCGAGUCGACUUUGUAUUGCGACCUGUUGAGACUUGGCCCAACAAGCUCCUCCGCCGCUCAAUGGAAGACAUGUAUGACCCGUAUGACCCGCUGGAACUUUUUGAUCCUCAUGCCCAACACGGGCAGCCCGAGGCUCGAGGUGGGUCAUCACCGGGUAGGGAGAAGCCCUGGUGGUGGUCUUACUUCAGCUCCCUAGACCUGCACAAACCUCUGUGGCUGCUCAAGCAGCACUGA